UAACUUUUUCCAAGACCUUUUUGCUCCCUAAUAUUUAUAUGUUCUCCGAGUUCCACGGCAGCCCACAUUGACAAGGGGGUGAAACCUUCCUUGGGUACCCAAGACUGCAUCUUUCUUCCAUCUCAGUUGCUACCCUUCCUUCCCCCAUCGCUCUUCUCUGCUUUGUUUCCUCUUUUCUCCGGAACACCAGCAUGUCUGGCUUAUAUACUCAUAGCUUCUCCCCUGCCAGAGUUGUCUCCCCGCAGAUAAGAAGCACAUCAGAUGUGGAUAGUCAGUACUUGGCAGAGCUGUUAGCAGAACAUCAGAAGCUUGGGCCUUUCAUGCAGGUUCUUCCUAUAUGUAGUCGCUUGUUGAAUCAAGAGAUAAUGCGAGUCUCAGGCAUGGUCUCCAAACAAGGGUUUGGUGACUAUAACCAGUUGCAUCACAGAAGUCCCAGUCCCAUGGCUACUUCUACCCUUAUUUCUAGUUCUGGGGUGACUGGUUAUGGUGGAUGGAGUGCGCUCCCACAGGAGAGAUUAGGUUUUCCCCAAGAAGUUGCAAUGAAUUGGCAAGGAACAUCAAUGUUUCCAAGUUCAUGCAUUGUAAAGAAAAUACUGCGUUUAGAAAUUCCAGUGGAUGCCUACCCUAAUUUCAAUUUCAUCGGGCGCCUUCUUGGACCCAGGGGCAAUUCGUUAAAAAGAGUUGAAGCAUCAACUGGAUGUCGUGUUUACGUUAGAGGAAAAGGUUCAAUAAAAGAUCUUGGCCAGGAGGAAAUACUGAGGGGAAGACCAGGUUAUGAACACUUGAAUGAUCCAUUGCAUAUCCUUGUUGAGGCCGAGUUACCUGCAAAUGUUAUUGAGGCAAGAUUGAGACAUGCACAGGAAGUGAUAGAAGAAUUGCUGAAACCAGUGGAUGAAUCACAAGAUUACUAUAAGAGGCAACAGCUUCGAGAAUUAGCUGUGUUGAACUCAGGUUUAAGAGAUGACAGUCCUCAUCCAACCGGCAGUGUUUCUCCGUUCAAUAAUGGAAUGAAACGAGCCAAAACAGCACGAUAGGGUCAUUUUUCCUCUCUGACACUUUCAACUCACUCUCGUCUUCCAAUCAAUUCCUUGUAAACUUGGCUUCUACAAAGGAGUUGGAAUAUGCAGCCAGUUUAUGAUGAUCUACUCAAAAUCUUAUGAUAGAAAGAAGGUUUUGCAGUCUCUGAGGUAGCAACUGUUGCUGAAAUCUAUGUUCAAUGAUGCUAAGCUACAUUUUUUGUAAACCUAGAACAUUCAUUUUAUUUAUUUUCUCGGGUUUGUACUGAUUUGCUAGUAGUGUCAUGGAUGAGCAAAUGAACAAUGUCUGAGGAUAAAUGUCUUUGUUGUUUUAACUGACUUUGGUCAUGUUAUAAUUAUUAUGUGGCAGUAUUAGUAUUUUAGUGUUCA
Molecule: messenger RNA, 1406 nt
Organism: Musa acuminata AAA Group (dessert banana)
Lineage: Eukaryota; Viridiplantae; Streptophyta; Magnoliopsida; Zingiberales; Musaceae
Product: KH domain-containing protein SPIN1
Exons: 7
Coding region: 192-1034 (280 amino acids)
Biological process (GO): regulation of mRNA splicing, via spliceosome
Cellular component (GO): nucleus
Molecular function (GO): mRNA binding
Source: RefSeq, a predicted model, not a curated record